This is a messenger RNA of Stylophora pistillata, 1418 nucleotides long. RefSeq lists its product as uncharacterized. Gene Ontology annotation, biological process: signal transduction. Lineage: Eukaryota; Metazoa; Cnidaria; Anthozoa; Scleractinia; Pocilloporidae. The record is from RefSeq and is a predicted model, not a curated record. Gene Ontology annotation, molecular function: protein binding.
UUGACAACAUCCGACAAGGAAAUCAUUUCUGGCUAGCUCCAUUUAGCUCUAGAUUGUGCACCUUGCGAUUCUCCAGUUUUCCUGGAAGAGGUUAUUUACCUUUCAAACAGGGUACAAGACACAUGGAAAAUAUCUCUAAAUCCUCAGAAAUGGGUUGUUCCAGCAUUAAGUGCAGCCGGAAACUGAUGAGUGACCACGUCAUGCACCAACAUCAAUUGCCUGAUAAGAUUGGGGACAAGUGGAAACAGAUGGCACGACAUCUAGAUUUCCAAGAAGCUGUUAUUGGCACGAUUGAGAAUGACAAGAAGGGCGUCACCAAUGAGUGCUGCAUCACAGUCAUUGUAGCCUGGAUCAAUCAGGAGGGAAACGAUGCUACUCUUGAAAGGCUCGCUGAUGCUCUAACCAAAAUAAGGCUUAAAAAAGUGGCUGAAAUACUUCAGGAUCUCUUGUUAUCAGGAGAGGAUGUCGAACCAGGAACAAACGACUCAAAGCAGAUGGUGAAUGGAAUUGAUGUCAUUGAGAAAACCUGCAAACAUUUGAAAAAAGAGUGUCAUCAACUGGAAAUGAGAAAGCAGGAGCUAGAAAAGGAAAAGCAGAGUAUGACAAAACAGCUUCAAGACAGUUUAGAAGAGAGCAAUAAAUUACGUACAAGAAUUCACCAACUGGAAGAGGAGCUGUCUAGAGUGAAACAAGAACUUCACGACACUUCUCAAGAGACAUACACAUACCUUGCCAUAUAUAUAAUUUCCAAUACAAUUGGUUUUUCGCAAAGCCUAAUUCUGAAAACGUUUCUUUUGAUUUCAUCUACUAUAGAACAGUGUCAAAAGUGGAAGACCAGAAGUUCGAAGCCGAAAGAGGACUUGGCUGGAAUAAGAGGAGACAGGCCAGAGCAGAAUUUAGCCCAGAACUUUGACAUUUCACACCGGGAAGAUGAAUCAGAAGAUAGCACAAAUUACAUUGAACCAGAAAGAGCAGACAAAGAGGGUGAAAUCAACGAAAGGCUGAAAGACCUCAACGAUCGCCUUUAUAAAAAUGUAACGUCUGUGUUAGAAUUGCCAGAAAUAAAAGAAGACAAACUGAAAGUUCCUGUCACGCUCGAUCUCUUGGGAACAAUCAGUAAAAGGCUACAAGAGCUCUACAGCGCAGUCCUCUCCAUGGUGGCAGAGACUUGCAAAUGCAGCGAGGAGGUGAAACGAGAGUUUUACGACUUUGCUUAUCACGGUCUCAGAGCGGAACACAACGACGCGGUGCAUCGAGUUGAGGAUUUGGCAACGGCGCAAGAUAAAAUGACCGACGAAGAAAAAAAAGAGUUUGGCAAACUCCUACUUUAUCAGACCAACCGACAGAGACAGGUUAAUAGGUUGGAAAAUCUGUGGAGAGGUCUUUUCUCAACGGUAUGGAUGAAAAUUUGCUUUUAA